This is a messenger RNA of Varanus komodoensis (Komodo dragon), 3963 nucleotides long. RefSeq names its product choline dehydrogenase (gene CHDH). Gene Ontology annotation, cellular component: mitochondrial inner membrane. Gene Ontology annotation, molecular function: flavin adenine dinucleotide binding; choline dehydrogenase activity. The record is from RefSeq and is a predicted model, not a curated record. Lineage: Eukaryota; Metazoa; Chordata; Lepidosauria; Squamata; Varanidae.
UUCUCUUUGGACUGUGCAGGUGUCCGUCGGGGAAGUUGCUGCUGGGCCACGGCUGCGCGACGAGAAAAAAUCCAUCAAAUUAAAGAUAGAAUUGCUGCAGUGUCUUCCAGUUGUUAGUGCUAAGAAUCUUCCAUCUAUCAAAAUAUUUUAUCCUAUAUUGUUUACAACAGAAAACAAACAUACAAAAAUAUGUCUUAUUUAAUCAAAGGAGUUCAGAAAUGUGGUUUUGCCAAUCAAGUGCACAGAACAGGAGUAUUAAUUAAAAAAUGUAUACUGAAAGGUUCAGACCCUUUCACUGGACGAAUCAUGGGAACAUCCAAGCCAUUUUCUCAAGCUAGUUCAAAACACAUGGACACUUUCAGUUACGUCAUUGUUGGAGCUGGAUCUGCAGGAUGCGUGUUAGCCAACCGACUGACUGAAGAGGCUCACAGCACUGUUAAACUGCUGGAAGCAGGGCCCAAAGAUACUCUUCUAAACAGCAAACGAUUACUGUGGAAGAUUCAUAUGCCUGCUGCAUUAACUUACAACCUGUGUGAUGAGAAGUAUAACUGGUAUUACCAUACAACUCCUCAAAAGCACAUGGAUAAUCGAAUCAUGUACUGGCCCAGGGGUAGAGUAUGGGGGGGCUCUUCAUCCCUCAAUGCCAUGGUGUACAUUCGGGGCCAUGCAGAAGAUUAUAACAGGUGGAGUAAAGAAGGGGCUGUUGGAUGGGGCUAUGAAUUCUGUUUGCCUUACUUUAAAAAAGCCCAAACUCACGAGCUGGGUGCUGACCUGUAUCGCGGUGGAAACGGCCCACUUCACGUGUCAAGGGGAAAAACAAAAAACCCUCUGCAUUAUGCAUUCUUGGAUGCAGCUCAGCAAGCUGGGUAUGCUUUCACAGACGAUAUGAAUGGUUUUCAACAAGAAGGCUUUGGCUGGAUGGAUAUGACCAUAUACAAAGGUCAGAGGUGGAGCACAGCUAGUGCCUACCUUCACCCGGCAUUGUCCCGUCCAAACCUGUCAGCAGAAGAUGGUACACUUGUAACAAAAGUUUUGUUUGAAGGUACCAAAGCCGUGGGUGUUGAAUAUGUUAAAAACGGAGAAAAGAAAAAGGUUUUUGCUAGUAAAGAAGUUAUUUUAAGUGGAGGUGCCAUAAAUUCCCCACAGCUACUUAUGUUGUCUGGAGUUGGAAAUUCAGAUGAUCUCAAAAAAUUAGGAAUCCCUGUUGUCUGCCAUCUUCCAGGAGUUGGACAGAAUCUCCAAGAUCACUUAGAACUGUACGUGCAACAGGAGUGCACUCAGCCUGUCACAUUGUACAACUCACAAAAGCCCCUUCAGAUGAUCAAGAUUGGUCUUGAAUGGCUCUGGAAAUUUACAGGUAGUGGCGCCACUGCUCACCUAGAAACUGGUGGAUUCAUUAGAAGUCAACCAGGAGUUUCCCACCCAGAUAUCCAGUUCCAUUUCCUCCCUUCUCAGGUGAUUGACCAUGGGCGGGUUCCUUCUCAACGUGAAGCGUAUCAGGUGCAUAUUGGGCCCAUGCGAAGCACCAGCAUUGGCUGGCUGAAGCUGAAAAGCACAGACCCCAGAGAGCAUCCCAUCCUCGAGCCCAACUAUUUGUCAGCAGAAAGAGAUAUGUGGGAGUUCCGUCAGUGUGUGAAGCUAGCUAGAGAGAUAUUUGCCCAGGAAGCCUUUGAUAAAUUCCGUGGACCUGAAAUUCAGCCAGGAAGACAUGUUCAGACUGAUGGAGAAAUAGAUGCUUUCGUGAGACAGAAGGCUGAUAGUGCCUACCAUCCUUCGUGCACUUGUAAAAUGGGGCAGAGUUCGGAUCCUAAUGCUGUGGUUGAUCCCCAGACAAGAGUUAUAGGCACAGAAAACCUCAGAGUUGUUGAUGCUUCAGUCAUGCCUAGCAUUGUCAGUGGGAAUUUAAAUGCCCCAACCAUCAUGAUUGCAGAGAAGGCUGCUGAUAUCAUCAAGGGGCUGCCAUCACUUCAAGAGAAAAAUGUCCCUGUGUAUAAACCGAAAACUUUGGAAACACAGCGCUAGGGAGCUGCAAUUUUCUCUCUGGCAUAUAGAAGUCUAGCAGUACAGUCCUAUGUGGAUGCCCAUCACCUUCUCUACUCAGAAGGUCACAGUCAUCCUGUGGAGUGCAGGAGAAGCAGGCAGACCAGGGUUGCCUCCAUGCUCCCCUCACCCUCGAAAGCAUGUUGCCCCUUCUCUUAAGGAAGAGGGGCUGGAUUGGACAGAAGCUGGUGGAGUGCCACCUUGCCCCACCUGCUGGAAUGCCCCCAGCACCUGUCCUAAAGACAGUCUUCUAUUUCUGGGGCCUCCACCAGACUGGCUGAGAGGGUUGAGGGAGGCCCUUCAAUGGCAGAGUUGCCACUGUGACCUUGGAAGAGUUUUCUGAGGUCACAGUGAGCCUCUGUCUUUGCUUAUGGCCAGCUAGACAGUAUCUGCCAGCCGCAGGCCAGGGCCCUGAGCAUCUUGCCUUUACCUUUGCCAUGAGAAUGAGUAUCAAAUGCAACAUCUUUCAGUUUAUCUCUUGAAAUUGCUUUAUAAUCCACUUUCUGUCAAAUAGGAUUCGGUGUGUAAUGGAAGUUGUUCAAAAGGUGUUGGCUGAAUCCUCUAGUAAUAAGAGGGAAAACCUGUUAUCCCAGAAAUGAUCGAGUAACAACAUGGCUGAUUCAGCUAGAUAUUUAUUAGUGUGUAUAGCAGGAUCUUAAGAUGGACUUGACCUCAAAUCUUGAGUAGGCCUUUACAUAGCUGGCAAAACAAAUGCAAACAAGUCAAGGUGUAGUUGAUAUGCUUUGACCUUACAUUACCACAAGUGCAAUUUUGUAUGAGGUUUCUUCAGAUCUACAUCAAGUAUAGUGCAGAAAAUGUAAAUAGUGGUCAUUGGUUCAAUACCAAUAGUAAAGUGCACUCCAGAAAAACAAAAUUCCAUUGAAGUUCAUGGAAUAAGAGAAUUCAUUCUCUCUCAAGCUCUACUGUAGUUUUUAGUCCCAAUUAAAUGUGUUGGAUUUACCAAAUGUGUGGGCAUUGACCAAAAUGGUUUUCUUGCUAUUAGAGAAUAGUCUUUACACUGGCCCAUGCACAAAACAGCUGAUUUUAGGCAAGUGAUCUCAGAUAUUUUUAAUUCUAAAUAUAGCUGAACAUUUUUUGAUGUCAUGAUUCUGCACUUGAAAGUAGCUAAUAUAUCUUUAAAAAUGCACAAAAGUAGCAUACAAACCAAAUGAUUUUAAGUAGAGGAGUGAUUAAUAGGAAUAGCAGGUUACAUGAUGGCCGCCUGAUGUGAAGAAGAUCAACUGGCAGAGGCUGUGGAGGGCAUGGCCAUGACUGACAAGCUGAGGGUUGGUUGAAUCCUGCAAUCAGGCUACUAUUAGCAGGUCCGUUUGUACAUUGCUGUGUGCAACAGGUCGCACAAGGUUUAGUAACUCGGUCAUUUAUGAUGGGAAACUAUGCCCUUAACCUGCUUUGAGAUAAAUUUUACUAGGCAAUAAAGUCAGUUCAGGAGCGUAAUCAGUUAAAGGCAAGGAAGAGACAGCUAGGGAUAAUCACAGACUCUUUCCUGAUAGUGGUUAUCACCAUGCCUGAACAGUAUUUUAGUCAAGCUUGGAAGGAUAGCCUCACUGUUAUUUCAUGCAAAAACUCCCAUUUCCUGUCUGCGAGGAAUGCAAGAGAUUCUCAUUAGCGCCCACGGGGCAUGUUUGCCCUCUGUGUCCACUCCCAUUCCAUCUGUUGCUAAGACUGGAGGGGGCAAAAGUGAGUGCUAGAUUUCCUAUAGGACGGGAAUCUUGGCUGUUGCAGGAAUGGAGUAUUCACAUUGUGGCAAUAAAUCUGAACUGUGCCUUUUCGAGAAUAACCCAAACCUCUGAUGAAGACAACUAGCAUACAACUAGAAUUUUAAUGGUUAUAUCUUGCAAGAAAUGUAUAUGAAAUGAAAUGAAAUUUAAUCUCUGAACCAUAUUUGUUGCUAAUUGUAACAAA